This is a messenger RNA of Prunus armeniaca (apricot), 741 nucleotides long. NCBI's taxonomy places the organism in Eukaryota, Viridiplantae, Streptophyta, Magnoliopsida, Rosales, Rosaceae. The record is from the annotation of a GenBank genome assembly.
AUGAGGGGUUUGUUUCCUGUGGAGUGGAAGGAAGAGAUAAAAGGAAAGGAUAAAGUAGUCGUCAACACGCAUGCAGGGAGAGGUCGAAAGAAAGGUCUCUUGGAGCUUUAUAACUGGCUUCAAGGGCAUCUUCCAGCUAAUAUGACAGUGGACCAUGAAAUGUAUUUUGUAGAAUGUGUUGACUUUGCCAAAUCCUUCAUCCAACAGUAUAUCAAAGAGGAUGAUGUAUUAUUCAAAGUGCUCUUGCAUCUGCUUUGUGUACCUUGUUGUGCAGAACAGGAUGAAAAGGAAAAGGUUGCAUUGGAGGAUUGGAAUGGCAAUUUACUUUUCCGUGUCUCAGAUCUUUUCAAUCCUGUACUCUUGUUCCAUCUUUUCCUAUUAGAGUUGAGCUAUGACCAUCAGGUGCUUCUUGAUUACCUUAUUUCAAAAGAUACCAGAAUCAGUUGUGCAGAAUAUCUUUUAAGGUGCUUGCGUAAAGUGUGUGAUUCAUGGAGCUUAUUUGUGGAAUUUCUAGUGGGUGGGCAAGCUACAAAUCAAUCAUUUUGCAAGAAAAGAAAAGUUUCAUUGGGUGGCUUGAGUUCCUGGGGAGAGGAUUCUCUUGCACCAACAAAAAAUCAUCUUACAUUUCUUGAUGAUGAACCUGAUGAAGAAACUGAAAAUGGCUGCAAGCACACCCAAAAUGGAGGACAGUAUUUCAAAGAAGCCAAAGAGUGCUUACUUUCACUUAAAAAUUUCUAUUGA